Molecule: messenger RNA, 939 nt
Organism: Lycium barbarum (goji berry)
Lineage: Eukaryota; Viridiplantae; Streptophyta; Magnoliopsida; Solanales; Solanaceae
Exons: 2
Coding region: 1-939 (312 amino acids)
Source: RefSeq, a predicted model, not a curated record
AUGAAAAACGAUCGAGGUUCGUCGAGUAGGGGCCUCCAAUACAAAAACAACAAUGCAGCAAUCUCAAGUACCAAAGAAAGCCCUAGGUUAUCAGAAUAUAAUUUCAAUAUUGACUCCUUGGCUCUGGUGACAGCUAUUGGGAAGAUUAAAGGAGCAACAUGGAGAUUAAGAGAUGAGGUAGCUAGGUUACUCAAGAACGGUCAUCUCAGAGAAUUCUUGAGUGAACGAGAGAGAAAUAACUAUAAGAACAGGGAAGGUAACAAAAAGAUUGAGCCAAAGGAGCCUCAGCAUAUCAACAUAAUCAAAGGCGGGCUUGAAAUACCUCAAGGACCAGUCAUGAAGAGGACGAAAUUCUCUAUCACGAGGGAGAAGAGGAAUAGGGAUUACGUACUGGAUGGAUUCAUUUCGUUCAGCGACGAGGAAGUGGAAGGCAUCACCCAGCCUUACAAUGACGCCCUGGUAAUCUCUAUACUUAUAAAUAAAACUCACGUUAGACAUAUUUUAAUUGAUAUAGGUAGCUCGGUAAAUAUCAUCCGAUGGAAGAACGUCGAACAACUGGGUCUGUUGGAUCAAAUCGUACCAACAACCCGGGUCUUGAAUGGGUUCAACAUGGCCUGUGAAACCACCAAUGGAGAAAUCACCUUGCCCGUGAAUACAACCGUAGUUGUGCAACACAUAAUGUUCUACGUCAGUGAUGGAGAAAUAAAGUACAAUGCCUUGUUCGGGAGACCUUGGAUACACGUAAUGAAAGCAGUGCCCUCUACACUAUACCAAAUGCUAAAAUUUCCAACCCCUGAUGGGAUAAAGAUAGUCCGGGGAGAGCAGCCAACCACCAAAGAGAUGUUUCCGAUCGAGGAAGCAGCACUCAAAGAACCCGCAUCGAAGGAUCCAACAGCAAGCUGCACUAUGAAUUCAGACACAGACGAAAAGGCCAAAUAG